Messenger RNA from Brettanomyces bruxellensis, 2370 nucleotides. RefSeq lists its product as uncharacterized. Bases 1 to 2370 code for a protein of 789 amino acids. Gene Ontology annotation, cellular component: nucleus; cytoplasm. NCBI's taxonomy places the organism in Eukaryota, Fungi, Ascomycota, Pichiomycetes, Pichiales, Pichiaceae. The transcript has a single exon. The record is from RefSeq and is a predicted model, not a curated record.
AUGAAUAUCUUAAGAAGGUUUUUUUUAAGCAAUAAAACACAUUCUGGAGAUACAUCCGUUUCAAUUCCUUCUGGACAGCUAAUUCUUGUGCGUUCACCCGCAUCUCCGAAGUCAGAAAAUGAAUGCCUUUAUGAGGAUGUAAUUCUUUCAAUAAGAGAAACCAGCAGUCCAUUCAAUUAUCAACUUGUUGUUGGAAAGAACCACACUUCCGAGCAGGAUUUAAUCAGUGAUGGUGAUGAUGAAAAUAAUGAAGAGGACGAACUUUUUGAAUCGGAUACAACCGUUUUGAAGUCAUUUCUUAUUGAUGCUCAAUUAAAAUUCAUUUUAUUUGAGGAUACCGAAAGUGAAAUUCUUGGUUGGAAAGACUUAGAAGGGGAUGCAGGUGACAUGUAUGAAUACAGAAUUAACCCAACGGUUCCCCAAGACACGGUUGAUCAUUUCUUAUUUGCUGUUUAUAGGUGUGAAUACGAAAGAAAAUACAAAAGAUCCAGCGCAGAUAUUCAUGCCGCUUCCUUGAAGGAGUUUGUUGUUGAGCAAAAGGAUUUACAAUUAGAAGGGGAUCAUAUUCUAUCUUCCAUAUCGACUGCAUCAUCUACUUUGGAUCUUCAUAGUAAUUUGCAGGGAGCAGAUGACGAGGAUGAGGCAGAUGAGGGAGAUGAGGAUGAAUUUCAAGAUGCCAUCGAAGAAGUGGCUACUGAAGAACAGGUAAAGGGUGAGCUAAUUGGAUCUGUGCUAUGUGAUUUGUUCGUUUAUGAUGCCAAGAAACAAUCUUUCAAGACUAAACAAAAGGGGAUGGAAGCUUCUAUUGAGGACAUCGGACAUUGGAAUUAUUUGAUGCAGAUAAAAAAGAAGCAGAGCGAAGAGGAUACGAAGAGCAAAGAUUUCUCAAUAGUUUCGUACGUUAUUGAGCAGCUUGAUCCAACCUUCAGAUUCGAGCAGUUCUCAUUUAUUUUCAACUAUUUCACAGAGAAAGCUGGUUACACAUUUCUUAUGCGAUUUGCUAACAGGGAUGAGUACGAUAAAUUUCAGAAAAUGUUUGCGAAAGCUUUGUGGCAACAUAACAACGAAAGAGAAUGGCGUCUUAUCAAAGAAACGGAGCAGGACUAUUUGGUUGAUACAUUUAGGGAUGUAUCUCUUAGCGAUGAAGAUAUGCCAGAUGCCGUUAGUGAUGAUGACGAUGAUGUUGAAAUGACCGAUUCUACGAUUAACAUGAAAGAUAAUGAGAGUGAUAGUGAAGACGAACAAAAGACACGCUAUAAAAAUAGCGCAGAACAUAACAAAGGGCUCAAGAUAGGAUUAAAAGACGACAGAGCUUUUAUUUCCAGGGGAAACAAGCUUGGAAUUUUCCGUACAGACAACGAUGAUAGGAAGUUAACUUUCUCUACCGCUAUUGAAAGCAUUUCUAGCUCCAGGCAAAAAAACAAAAAGAUUAAUCUUGACCGUAUGAUGCUUCAAAAAGGAGAUACCACUAUGAUUAUUCAGGAUACCGCAGAUCCUAACACAAUUUAUAAGAUGGAUCUUAAUCGUGGUAAGGUGGUUGAGGACUGGACUAUGACGAAAGAUUCGGUUGGCAUUCCGGUGGUUAACUUUGCACCAAACGACAAGUAUGCGGAGAUGGGCGAUGAGGAGACUUUCUUGGGACUUUCAAAACAGUCCCUUUUCAGAGUUGACCCUAGAACAAAGAAUAAAAUCGUUGAUUCUGAUUUCAAGCAGUACAAAUCGAAGACGAAUUUCAGUCAGAUAGCUACGACGGACAAUGGAUACAUUGUGGCAUCUACUAAAGGAGGAGAAAUUAAGCUGUACGACGAACUUGGAAGAAACGCAAAAACCUCGCUUCCAGGUCUUGGUGAUGAUUUUAUUGGCUUGACAACUUCCAGUGACGGAAGGUUCAUAUUGGCCACGUGCAAGACAUAUUUGCUAUUAAUUGACGUGAAGAUCAAAAAGGGAAAAUAUCGCUAUAAAAUGGGAUUCGAGAGGUCAUUCGGCAAGGAUGAUAAACCAUUGCCUAAGAAGCUCACUUUAAAACCGGAGCAUCUUGCUUAUUUGAGACAAGUGUGCGGAAACAACAUGUCCUUUACCAAAGCUAACUUCAAUUCAACAUUACAAUACAAAACGAACACACCAUCAUCUAUAAUCACAUCUAUUGGACCGUUUGCCGUCACGUGGAGCAUGAGAAAAGUUUUAAAGAAUGAUCCAGAACCUUAUACCAUUCGCAGAUAUAAUGAUACUGUCAUGAUGGGUGACUUCACAGUUCAUAAUGCUCAUAGGAUGAUAUUCACGUUGCCAGAUGAUGUGACGCUUGCAUCUUCUAAAUCAUUCAAAAAACCAUCCACUGAAUUUGGCGGAGUAGUGAAGGAAUACCAAGGCUAA